UUUUACUCUUUGGUACUCAUUGAACUUGUUGUGAAUACAUUGUACUCCGAACAGUCUUGUGUUAUGAAAAUAUAAGUUUCUGGAAUUGAAAUAUUAGUCAAUUUAGUUUCUCUAUAACUUCAACCUCAAGAUGAAUAUUGCUCGUAUUAGCAGACUGACUUCGUCAACUCUAAAUAUCACUUUUAACUCUAUCCGAUCUUACUCGUCGGCAGAAGAAAGAUUAUCUUGUUAUAAUAUUAAUGAGGCAGUUAAAGUUUCUGAGUCUGGUGAACGCAUUUUACAUGUUGAAAUCAAUAGACCCAAAACCCGGAAUGCCAUCAACACGGAUGUUUUCAAUGGUUUGACUCAUGUAUUCGGAAAGCUUAAUGAUGAUAGACACUACCGUGUAGCUAUUUUAUCAUCUGUUGGUGAUUUUUUCUGUUCUGGUAUCGAUUUGAAAACCUUUCAAAGUUUUGUGCCAACCCACACUGAAGAUGUUGGUCGUAAAGCUCUUGCAUUGAGAUCUGUCAUCAAUAUGUUACAAGAUUCUUUCAAAAAAGUAUCGGUUUGUCAGAAACCAGUCAUAUCCGUAGUCUCUGGUGGUUGUAUUGGAGCUGGUUUAGAAUUAAUAUCUUUAGCAGAUAUUCGUUAUGUCACCAAGGAUAGUUAUUUUACCAUUAGAGAAGUCGAAUUAGGACUGGCUGCUGACUUGGGUGCUCUUCAAUUCUUACCUUUGAUCAUGUCUAAUCAAAGUGUUUUAAGAGAAUUGACUUAUACAGGACGUAAAAUAUCUGCUGAUGAAGCUUUAAACCUUAAUCUGGUUGGCAAAGUACUAUCUGAUAAGGAUGAGGCAAUCUCAUCAGCAAUCGAAUUAGCAACAACUAUUGCUUCAAAAAGUCCUAUCGUAGUUCAAGGCGCUAAAGUUGGUCUUGAUUAUUCAAGAGACCAUGGAGUUUGGGAAGGACUACAAUUCAUGGUUCAUUGGAAUAUGGCUAUGUUACAAUCAGAAGAUUUAAUCAAAUCAGCCAUGGCUCUUAUGUCAAAAUCACCAGAACCACCCAAGUUUGACGACCUGUAAAUUUUUUGCUUAAUUUUAUAUCAAAUGCAAACAUUAUUUUUUAGUUUAGGAAAAAUUAUACGGAAAUUUAUUGUUAACUAUGUUAUUCCUACUUAUUACGCUAUUCCAUAAAGAUUAUACUAAUCUUCGAAGAAAAUACACAAUCAUUUCAUUUGUUAUUUUAAUUGAUGUAUCAUUUGUACCUGUUGAUACAAUAAGCUCAUCUGUUGUCUGAAAUUUCAAAUUUUAUAAUAACUAUUUAUAUACUAUA
Tetranychus urticae (two-spotted spider mite) is the source of this 1307-nucleotide messenger RNA. Its product is annotated as delta(3,5)-Delta(2,4)-dienoyl-CoA isomerase, mitochondrial-like. Gene Ontology annotation, cellular component: mitochondrion. NCBI's taxonomy places the organism in Eukaryota, Metazoa, Arthropoda, Arachnida, Trombidiformes, Tetranychidae. Gene Ontology annotation, molecular function: delta(3,5)-delta(2,4)-dienoyl-CoA isomerase activity. The record is from RefSeq and is a predicted model, not a curated record.